GGGUUUUUUAUUAUUUUAUUUAAUUGUUGAUAUUUUUAAAUAAUUUUUUUAUGAUGUUUUUCUUCCAUUGACAUUUGUGUCUCUCUGUUAACCUCGUUGGUCGGUCUUAUUUUUUACACUGUUUUUCACUCUGGUGGUGUGGUCUAUAUUACUGUUCGAAACAAAGCGAUAAGGGGCUAUUUUUGCUGGGUUUUUGUUAGGGGUAUAGUGUUUGAGAGAGAAAAAUCAGAGCCAUAGAUUUCUAAUCCUUUCUCUCUUUUCCUCUUUUCUUUUUUCCGCUAGAUCUAGCAGUAUCUAAGUCUAUUUUCUUUUCUUCUCGUUUUGGGUUCUCUGGAGAAGGCAAAACGGCAGAGAGGAGGCUUUGUUGAGCGUUGUUUUCUCUCUGUUGGUGGUUUCGGUUGCGCUUUGGAAGAGCUAAGGGAGGUUGAUUAGUGAAUUUAUGUCGGCUGAGUUUGAUUUGGCUUUGAUUGGGGCUCAGUUGCAGCUCUGUUUUUCAUCUUCUACAACAACUGUCUGUGCUCGCUUGUUCAUCACCGCUUUGUUGGCUGUUUCUUGCAUGAUUCUCUGCUUCUAUAGGCAGAGACUGAAUAUCGUGUUCUCGACUGUUUCGAUGCGUUUGAGACCCAAAAAGAGUUGUUCUGGAGUUGAGUCCUUUGGAGGUUUUCACAUAAAACAACGAUUUUUCUAUCUUUUCUUGUUUUUAAGAGGGGCUCAUACUUGAUACAGCUUUCAUAGUUUUCGACUUUGUCACCCUUUUUUGUCAUUCGAUUUUGUUUAAAUAGUUGUCUACAGUUUUUCCGGGUAUUUUGAGGGGGGUUUUAGUUGAGUUUUACCCAGUUUUGCUUCCAAAAAUGUUAGAGCAUCGAAAACAAACCAUGAAUCUGAGUAAGUCCUGCAAAAAGCCUAAAAAACCCCAAUCAACGAUGAGUGAAGAAGAAACCCAAAUGACUAGGAAAGUUCGAGUCAUCUUCCAUGAUCCAUAUGCAACCGAUUCAUCUUCAAGUGAAGAUGAAUCCGAGGGAAGUGCUGCUAGAAAGGCCCCAAGGGGAAGGCGUUUUGUUCGUGAAAUGAGAGUUCCUGUUUUAGGCUUGGCUCCUCAGGUAAAGCCUCUUGAAUCCGAGACAUCUUCGCAAGACAGUAACUCUAAAACCCCUACUAGCAGGAAAAGGGUUUUGAGUAGAACCCUUGAAGACAAACCUCUGGUGGCUAAAACCAAAAAACCUGUUGGGGUUCGUCAAAGGAAGUGGGGCAAAUGGGCUGCUGAGAUCAGGCAUCCACUCAAGAAAACCAGGAUUUGGCUGGGAACUUACGAUACCCUUGAAGAAGCAGCCAAGGCUUAUGAAGCUAAGAAGCUCGAGUUUGAGGCUCUCACUGUUGCUGCCGCCGCCUCUGCUUCAUCUGAUAAAACCAAUGACCUUUCAUGUUCUGCGGCUGCUUCUCACAACAACACUGUUCCCUCUGCUUCAGAAGAGUCUGAGAGCCUUGUAUCGCAUACUUCACCAUCCUCUGUGCAUGAAUUGGAUACUUCCGCAUCUGUAUCAGUCUCUAAUAACAAUGAUGAUUGCGGUGAUGCCAACAAAGAGGUGUUCGAUGCGAACUUUGCUGAUAUACCGAUACCUGACCUCUGUUUCAUUGAUGAUCCAUUGCUAUCUGGCUCAGUUGGACAAGAGCUGAACAUAGAUGCUGAAGCUGCUGACUACCUGUUUGUCAACGAUUUUGGUAUGAUGUUGGAAGAUUAUUGCAGCAUUGAAGACCUGAGUAUUUGCGGGAUCGGAGCCGAUGAGCCAAGCGAUCUACCAGAUUGUGAUUUCAGCACUGAUGAUUUUGUUUUCGAUGAAGUAGCCCCCCUCAACAUUGCGUGCCCAUAAAUUUUGCAGUUAGGAGAAGUUAAUAUUAUAAAGCGUUGUUAGCUAAGUUUUGGGUCAAAUCAUGAAAGUAGAAAGUGAUCACAGGGACUCUCCAAGACGAGUUGUUAGUGAUGUGCUUUAUUUUUGUGAGUGCAAAGUCUAGUAUGUGUUUUGCUGGUGAAUUGAAAAGGAGAAAUGAGCGGUCUUGAUUCCCUUGGGUUUUCUUGUGCUAUAGAGCCGUCCCAAGGGACUCAUCUAUCUGGAAAGUGUUUUGAUGUUUGGAGCACCAUUGAUACUGGUUUUUUUUUUUUUGGCUCAUUCUCACAUGCUUAAGUACUCUAUAUUUUUUGUCGUUGGAAUGAAGUUUUUAUUUAAUUAAAAUACAACAUUGAUUCAUGGUCAUGGUUGCUACAAAUUGAUAUGAUAAGGGUAGUUGGAUGAAUCAGCGUGCUUUAAUGAAACGAGGUUGAGUAGCGGUAUAUAUUCUGAGCUCCAUUCAUGGUUGUUAAAAGGGGGAAAAGAAGGGGUUUGGGAUCUUCUAGUUGGGGUUUGAAAACUACAUCUACCUAAUGCUUUGAUUCUAAGGGAACGGCUGCUUUUCAUUAUGUCUUUUCUGCGCUAUGCCUCCAGUUGGAAUGCAAAGUUUGACUUUUUUUUCAA
This is a messenger RNA of Gossypium raimondii (Peruvian cotton), 2507 nucleotides long. Its product is annotated as ethylene-responsive transcription factor ERF119. Gene Ontology annotation, molecular function: DNA-binding transcription factor activity; DNA binding. NCBI's taxonomy places the organism in Eukaryota, Viridiplantae, Streptophyta, Magnoliopsida, Malvales, Malvaceae. The record is from RefSeq and is a predicted model, not a curated record. Bases 852 to 1868 code for a protein of 338 amino acids. Gene Ontology annotation, biological process: regulation of DNA-templated transcription. The transcript has 2 exons.